AUGCAGCGCACUGCUCCAUCUCCACUUAAUCUUCGACCACCGGGUUCUCCUCUCUCAUCAUUUGCACCCAGUCUGCUAGCCACCUCUCCCUUUACUACAUCCCACCGCGGCAUUCCCGUCCAAAUCUAUCUGCCUAAGAUUGUCGUACCCGCAAACACCAUCGGUCCCGGCGGACUGAAGCUAGGCGACAACGGAGUAGCCGAGACCGACGCCUUCCUCCUUGGAUACACCCACCCUAAGAGCGGGAAGAUCACCCUCAACCGCGCAGUUUUUCUACCCUUGGGCGUGUGGGCCAACGCGCAAGAUAGAGUGCGAAAGGGUCACUACCAGGUACUGGAGAGCUAUGCAGCACCGAAUGGAAGACCUUCAGUACCGCAUCGCGCUGCCUAUGAGAAGGUCAAGCAAGCUUAUGAGAUGAUGAUCAUGGAAUCUCCAGUAGCGAGAGAGCGAGAAUUGACAAAGAGGUGGAGGGCUAGUAGGGGAAGGAUGACGGCGACUCAGAGGGGUGCCGUCUGGGAAGGUUGGGCGGUGGAGGUUGACAGAGAGAUCGCUCUGGAUAAAGAGGACAGAAAGGGUGCUUUUGUGCAGAAUGCGCUGGUUGAUGGAGUUGAUGAGAAUAGUGAUGAGGCUAGGAGGAGGAGGGAGAUUGAGGAGUUGCUUGAGACGGAUGAGGCGUGGGACUAUGAGGAGGACGAGAACGACGAUGACGAGGACGGAGUUGAGCAGGAUUACGGGGAUGAAAUGGAGGAGGAGGAGGAUGAUGAUGAUGAUGAGGGGGGUAGCGAUGACGACGACGACGAUGAUGAUGAUGGAGAAGAAGAAAAUGAGGUGGAGGACGGUGAGGAUGAGGAUGUGUAUAUGGACGGCUAG
This is a messenger RNA of Alternaria metachromatica, 870 nucleotides long. RefSeq lists its product as uncharacterized. The transcript has a single exon. Bases 1 to 870 code for a protein of 289 amino acids. The record is from RefSeq and is a predicted model, not a curated record. Lineage: Eukaryota; Fungi; Ascomycota; Dothideomycetes; Pleosporales; Pleosporaceae.